AUGAAGCUUAGUGACUUGGUGUUGGGCAUUCUCUUCCUUAUUCAGAUGGGAGUUGGGAUUCUUGGAAAUUUCUUCCUCCUGGGCUUAUAUUGCCUUAUUUUACUCAUUGGUCAUAGGCUGAGGCCCAUAGAGUGCCUUUUUGCCAACUUAGCCUUGGCUAACUCAGAAGUGCUUCUCUCCAAGGGAGCUCCUCAUAUGAUUGCCUGUUUGGGCAUCAAAAAUUUCUUGGAUCUUAUUGGGUGUAAACUUGUCAUUUAUCUUUACAAUGUGGCCCGAAGUGUUUCCCUCAGCAUGACCUGCCUCUUGAGUGGUUUUCAGGUCAUCACCAUCAGUCCCAAUAAUUCCAGGUGGGCAGAACUCAAAACCAAAGCCCCAAAUUGUAUUGUCCCCUCCUGUUUCCUCUGCUGGUGCUACUAUCUGGUGAUAAAUUUUGCUUUGCUUGGGACUAUGCAUAACUCAAGGUAUCUGACCAACAACACAGAGAUGUGGAAUCUAGGCUAUUGCUCGGUUUUAGCUCCUGCCUCUUUUAAUGCCAUACUUUUUGCAAUUGUCUUUUCUAUUCCUGAUGUUUUGUGUGUGGGAUUCAUGAUUUGUUCCAAUGCCUAUUUAGUGCUUCUCCUACAUAGACAUCACCAGCAAGUGAAACAUAUUCACAAUCUUCAUCUCUCUCCCAGAACUUUGCCUGAGAAAAGAGCCACCCAGGCUGUCCUCCUACUAAUGAGUACAUAUGUCUCCUUUUAUUCCAUUCAUUCCAUCUUAUCAUUUUACCUCUUUAAAAUUGACAAACACCACCCCUGGCUCCUGACUGUCUCCGAUCUUAUAGCAGCAUGGUUCCCAGCCAUUAGCCCUUUUGUGCUUAUCUUCUGUGAUUCUCAAGUCUGUAAGUAUUGGUAUGCUGUUUGGCAGAGGAGAAGUUUCUGCCUCCUAUGUGACACUUUCCCCAACUGUACCCCCUUCCAGCAUUCUGCCCUAACACUAUAA
Messenger RNA from Phascolarctos cinereus (koala), 981 nucleotides. RefSeq names its product vomeronasal type-1 receptor 4-like. The record is from RefSeq and is a predicted model, not a curated record. Gene Ontology annotation, molecular function: pheromone receptor activity. NCBI's taxonomy places the organism in Eukaryota, Metazoa, Chordata, Mammalia, Diprotodontia, Phascolarctidae. Gene Ontology annotation, biological process: G protein-coupled receptor signaling pathway. Gene Ontology annotation, cellular component: membrane.